Molecule: messenger RNA, 527 nt
Organism: Hypoxylon fragiforme
Lineage: Eukaryota; Fungi; Ascomycota; Sordariomycetes; Xylariales; Hypoxylaceae
Exons: 1
Coding region: 157-441 (94 amino acids)
Source: RefSeq, a predicted model, not a curated record
AACCAGUGAUAAAUGCGGUCGAGCCAUUCUAUGAGCAACGUGUUAUGGAAACGCUUGAGCAUAUCGCCGAAAUCAUCCCUCAUGAUGACGUGGUGAUUCAAUGGGACUUGUGCUUCGAGAUGACGGGGCUUGAAUUCGAUAAGGGACGGUUUACUGAUGUUUGGCAUCGGCCCUACUUUUCCGAAGACGUGCUACAGGGAGAUUACCUUUCAUCUUUGCUACGGCGAUCUCUAUCGUAGGCACUUCAUUGAGCCCCAGGAUACGUCGCUCUUAAUUGAGCUCACCAACGCCCUGCUCACUCACAAAACACUCAAAUCGCGAACUGAAUGGAUUCACCUGCCUGUACCAAAGGGACGAACGGAUUCUGAUUACUUGGCGCCCCUGAAUGGUCUUAAGCUUGAUAGUCCCAGCUUGAACCGCCCCGCGUGUACCUUGGGCUAGUGCAUGCCAAUGAUAAAGCCGGGACAAAGAAACGCAUCGAGAUUGCACAGAUCAGUGUUCCAUUCCCCUUCGGUGUGGGGACAGAA